Messenger RNA from Triticum aestivum (bread wheat), 3746 nucleotides. RefSeq lists its product as uncharacterized. The coding region runs from base 1 to 1026 and encodes 341 amino acids. NCBI's taxonomy places the organism in Eukaryota, Viridiplantae, Streptophyta, Magnoliopsida, Poales, Poaceae. The transcript has 11 exons. The record is from RefSeq and is a predicted model, not a curated record.
AUGCCGUGCGGUGCGCCGGUGGCUUCGUCCGCCGGCGUUCCCCCGGAUUCCAGACCGAACCCAGGGGAAUGGAAUGGGGGAGGGCAGCUGGGCAGGGGGGAAGGUGGCGGUGAUGAACGUAAAAAAAAAACUGAAAAACCGCUGGCCACAGACCGUCUAAGAUUAACCAGCGAUAAAAAAACGGCAUUGGUCUCGAACGAGUACUCGUGCCCUCGAGCGAGGUCUCGUGUGGAUCUUGCGAGUGCCCUCCUUCGCCCGCCGCCGCCCAUCGGUCCUUCCCCGCCAUCCCUCCAUUGCUCCCUCCUCGAUCCCGAUCUGGAUCGAGGGGACGAGGAGCUCGUGCCUCCCCGACGGCCGGCCUCCUCCUCGCCCCGCCGCUGCGUCCGGCGCCGCCAUGGCCUCUGGAGCCAGGGAAGCCAUGGCCUGAGCUCGGCCUCGAGGUCCCCGCCGCCGUCUCCUGCAGCUUCUGCCCCGCCGCCUCGCCGCCCGAGCUCGCCGUCGCACCAACCUCGGCGCCGCGCCGACGCCGGCUCUGGUCGCCUCCACCUCCGCGCUGUGAGGAACCCACCACGCGUGUCAAGGCGAGGCGCCUCCUGGGCUGCGUCCGUUUCCAGAGCGAGCGCCCGUGAAUACCUAGCUAGCCGCCGCCGUCGUGACCGUUCCAGCCACCGCCAAGGAGCUUGCACAGAGUUUUUAGUAGAAGACGGCGUAAAUUGUGGUAUUGGCCGCAAUCUGGAAGUUCUUCAGAUCCAAAUCCUGCUUCAGAAAGUGUAUAUGAAGCAAAGGUCUGCACCUACAUGUUAUCAGAAGUCAAGUCUUAGACAAGGUUUGUCAUUGUCCAUAGAUUCAAUCUUCCCCCCUUUCUCUAUUGACAUACUUCUAGGAGCUGCAAUGCUCAAAUUGCCACGGAUCUUAGACUGGUGUCAAGAUGCUAUUGAUAAGAUUUUGAAUUGCAUCAAACGGUUUCAGGAAAGUGGAAGGAGUGAUGAAGAACUAAAACAUAGUUACAGUGGGCGUUUUUUAUAGGAACAAAACUGAAGAAUUUGACAUUAACAUAAUUUUAGUACUAAAUCAGGUGUCCCUGGUUUUGUUAGCAUCAGGACAUGUUGACCUAAUUGUCCAUGGUUACACUCAUCUUCAAACGGCACAACUUGUUUUGCUGCACAUCUUCUCUUACCAUAUGAUGAACAGAACGACGGCGCCGACAUGGAUGACUCGGAGCUCAACCUUGUCAAGGGCCGCGAGCAGCGGCGACUUUCUUUUCCACGAGAAGAUGACCAAGGGCGCCAUCGGCCACUUUGUCUUCGCCGUCGAAGAGUCCAAGCUCGUCUCCGCAUCGGUUGCAUUGGUGCCGAUCAGGGAAAUAUGGACACUGGAUGAGCCUGUUAUACAAUACAGUCGUGCACCUCUAUCGCGUCGAGAAGGACAGGAAUUCUCAGGAGAGUUUUCUCCCUUUCGCAGGAUACGCGAGACUGUGCGACGUCCGCUGGACAAAGCGGUUGGACUAUUUGAGACCGCUUGACAUGAUGUGGUUGGUCCGGCGCCGUUUUGCGGGUUUUCUUCACGGGACGGCGCAGCGGCUUAGUGGGCUGUCCCCCCCCCCCACACACACACACACAGUUGCAUCCUUACCCCUGACCCAUUGAUUCUUCCCCGUUUGCUUUGAAUUUGAUGUUCAACUGUAGGACUGAAUUUUGAAGUUUGUCUUGGUUUAUCUUGAAUUCCCUCUGACCCCUAAUCAUCUGUGUGUAGUAGAACUACUUGUCCUUCCCAUACCUCCACUAACUUUUUUCUUACUAUAUCAUAGUUGUUUGAUUAUUGGCAAAUAAAACAACAAUUAUUUACCUUAUCCUUUUUUAUCUGCAGAUUGGUCUAGCAACAUAGAGAGGAAGCUGCAAAGAAGCUCCAAGUGGAUGUAGAGGUACAUGUAUCUGUGAUUUUAGGACCACUACAGCCAAAGUUUUCAUGAAAACUGCAGGGUUGCUUAAGAGGAACAAACAGUUCUUAAGUUCAUUACAUUAGAGUGGCUGCUGAGCUGUAAAUUAGUAAUACAUGCACAUAGAGACUAAUCUGCUAUGUUCAGUAGUAAUACAUCAAUUAAGUUCAGUACAUGGUUCGUGUAUUGCAUAUGAUGGUUCAGAUAUGGUUUAUUCCAUUCAGGCUAUUUUGCUAUGUUGUGAUGAGUUUGGGCAUUUGGAUGAAGAGAGCAAAUCGAUUAUGGAGAAGAAUUUUUGUGUGCCGUGGAUUUACCAUUGAUGAUUUAGACUUUAGUCUGCAUCAUCAUUGUAUUAUUAUAUUACUAAACACUUGAUUUUUCUUCAUUUAGACAUUUCUUUUUGGUAGGCACACCUAUGUCAACAUAUUGUGCCCUCCUUAAAUUCAGUUACAAGUACUUAUGUGUGUGUGAUGUUGCCUUCUCUUAUGAUGUGCUCAUAGGCCAAAGUGAUUUCUCCUCUCUUUAUCUGUAAAACUAUAACCCAACAUUCUUGGCCGCCCACCCAUGUUUGACUUGGUCUAUAUGGCAGUGUGCAGAAAGCCUGAGCCCAAGAAAACUCCAUUGUGGCUCACUGAUUCUGCCGAUAAGUCGUAUAAAAAGAGUCAUGUGCUAUCUAUUUAUUAUUAUUAUUAUAAGUUCAUCGCUACCACUUUUACUUCUCUUUAUUGUUUUAUGUGCCUUUGUAUAAUAUGCUAUUAUAGGAUAUUUUCUUGUUCCAAUCAAAUCCAUAAUAUAGUUCAUCCUUACUAAAUAGUAGUGUCUACUGCACUAAUCUGUACUAAGAUCUGGUGGCUUUGGUAGUUUCAUCACUAUCUUGCACUUCUUAUAUAUAAGGUCUCUUUAGGAACUUCUAAAUUUUUAUUUUGUCAUUAGUGGUGUGGUGUGUCUGGUUAAAUUGGUGUUACUAAUAGCUUUCUUUCAGUUUUCUCUUCAAUUUCAGCUUGUGGAAUUUGAGGAGAAUCUGUGCACCAGCAUCCGACUCCUUGAUGUUGCUCUGAUCAUAUUGUGUAAAUAUAUUUCUAAUAAAGCAAUCGCCCGGUGGUGUACAUGUUAGAAAUAACAAGAUGUAAUCAUCAAGUGUGAGAGAUGGCAACAUCAUGAUGGGAUGGUAUGUACUGUUGUGCUCAUCAAUAGGGGGAGCUCAAGGUCAUGGCAGGGCUUCGAUUUUUCUUGUAGAAAAGAGAGACAUAGGAGGAUCCGGGGAGGAGGAGAGGUAGGAGAAGAAGGACGGGGAAGUAGGAAGGGUGCAGUAGGGGUGAGUGUGCUUCCGCCUGCCACGCCCAAGGCUUGAUCUGCCGCCGCCUCUCCUCUACCCAUGCUGCCUGUGACACGUCAGAUCCCCAGCUGCCGUCACUUCUCCUCUGCCCAUGGGCCAUGGCUGUUUUAAUGCAUCAAAUCCACUACAGAUCGAUCUGCUGUAACAUUGGCUGGGUGUUCUCUUCUCGACUCUACCAACACUCUGGAGUUACAAGCAAUUGCAUCAGGAGCUCGGUCAAAAAUCACCUAAGAAAAAUAUGUCAUUCUUCUCUACAAGGGUUGCAUGUGGAAUUUGAGGAGAAUCUGUGCACCAGCAUUCCGACUCCUUGAUGUUGCUCUGAUCAUAUUGUGUAAAUAUAUUUCUAAUAAAGCAAUGGCCCGAUGGUGUACAUGUUAGAAAUAACAAGAUGUAAUCAUCAAGUGUGAGAGAUGGCAACAUCAUGAUGGGAUGGUAUGUACUGUCGUGCUCAUCAAUAGAGUUAGAUCACUUUUA